This is a messenger RNA of Mus musculus (house mouse), 2471 nucleotides long. Its product is annotated as predicted gene, 36789. The coding region runs from base 1560 to 2372 and encodes 270 amino acids. The record is from RefSeq and is a predicted model, not a curated record. NCBI's taxonomy places the organism in Eukaryota, Metazoa, Chordata, Mammalia, Rodentia, Muridae. The transcript is spliced from 3 exons.
UUUGUCUUAUUUCUUAAGAUUAACAAACCUUAGAACAUAUAGAAUCUAUGUAGUCAGCAUGACCCUGAUCUGAGUCAAGUUAUUUUCUGCAUGAGUGUCUGGCAGGCAUGGAACAAAAUGGCUAUGGGUAUGCUAGAGGGGCAGGCCUCGAGAGUUACAUGGCCUCUUGUUCCAGGCAAUCCUCUGUGUGUUUCCUCAUUCCCUUCUCAUUAGUGCAAACAAAGUAACAACACAUUUGAUCAUAUCUGCUAAACUUGUGGUUCUAACCUUCCUAAUGUUUCAACCUUUUAUACAGUUAGUUCCUCAUGGAGUGCUGACCCACAACCAUAAAAUUAUUCUUAUUGGUGUUGUAUAACUAUCAUUUUUGUUCUGUUCUGAUUUUAAUAUCCAUUUGUCCUCAUGGUCUGAGGUGACCCCUGUGAAAGAGUCAUUCCAGCCAUCAAGGAGUUAGGACACAGGCUGAGGACUGUUGUGCUAGACCAAGCAACUGAAAACUUCUGAAGAACAGAGACACCUCAAGGACACAGGCUGUCCGGUUUUAACAGUCAUGAGAUGAGAUGAAGAACAGUAAAAAGGUUUAUGAUCUGGGCCAGAAAUUCCAUGCCAAGUGUGGCCUCCAUCACAGAAAGCCCCCUGUCCCACCACUCCUGUUCCCUCCACGACUUCCUGUUCCCUCUGUCUCCUCCAUGCUUCCUGUUUUCUUUUCCUGAUCCUUGGUGACGAUUUUUCCAGGCUCUACAUUCCCAAUGAUUAUGGCUUAGGUCCAGUUUUAAAAUAUGCUUCUAAAUUACAAAGAAUGGCUUAAAAACAAAACUCUGUUCCUCUCAGUUUCUGAUGAAGUUUACACAAAAUGAAGGAUUUUAGCAAAUGUGUCCAUCUCUGGGCGAUACUUUUGAUCCUAACACAUCAGAGAGGAAGCUAAGGCAGGAAGAUCAGUGUAUCAGACUCCAGAGUUAGGCCUUAACUUCAGUGAGUUAAAGAAUGCCCAGUACUAGGUAAAUAAACUCUGUCUCAUAAAAGGUACUUAUAUUAAUUGUCCUAGGUGUUACUUAGUUUCUUUGGUGGUUUUCAAUGGCGACUGUGGGGUCUUGCUAUGUAGCCUAGGAGAUCCUGCUCAUGAGCUUGGUUCUUUCCUCAGCAUGGGAGGUGGGAUUAAAGGCCCCAGGUUAACAAUUGCUGAACCACCCUACACAUACAGGUCGGGUGGGUCAGAUUCAAUUAAACUGAAGAGCUUUAUAAAGGACUAUAUUUGCAAAAGAUGCUCAGAUUGUCCAGAAAAGUAAGAGCUCUCCAUACAGCCUAGACUCUUGGGGACACAAGGACACAGCGAUUCUAGUUACCUUACUGUGUUCAACCCACUCUGUUCUGUUCCUCAUGCUGAACUUCUUAUCUAGCCAAUAUCCUGCUUUUGGUAACAGGUGCAUUGCUCCAGAAACAAAGCAAUUCUGCCUCAUCCCCCUCCCCAUAUCCUGCUUCUAUGGGUAUAAACACUGCCUGGGAAAAAUAAAAUUGGUCAACUUGAUGUAAGAGACUUGCUAUCCUUUCUUUGUGUUUCUUGCAUGCCAUUCUCUCAACAGGUGGUUCCUCAGACCCUGUUCAACUGUCACAAAGGACUGGAGAAUGGUGCCUCAGGGAGAGCGGGAGUGCCAUUUUAUGCUCUCUCUCUCUCUCUUUCUUCUCCCAUAGGUCCUUGGUAUGCUGGGCAUGGUAACCCCGCUCAACCCCCCAGCUUCCUAUGUACCUUCCCUCUGCAUUGGUGGUGCCAUCUCUCAGGUCCUUCCUUUAGUCCAUGGACUGACCCUGAAAUCAAGAUCUACCUGCAGGAGUGGGAAGUGGUUGAAAGGGCAAUUGGCCACCCAGGCGAGAAGAUCAAGAAGAGCAGUCUUGUUUGGCAGCGUCUCUAUCAGUGGGUCCUGAUCAAGGACGUCCAAAUAUGUUUGGACCUGAUGUGGACUCUGAAGGAUCUGCACUCAACCCUCAUUAGAGAGAGAUCAAGGAUUGUACCCUUGUAUUCUCCUUAUAGAGAUUAUCUGGACAGGGUCUUGGACCCCAAAUGUCAGGGAGGCCAUGUUCCAGGUGCUGUGUUUGAUUGGUCUGGUUACCCCAUGCCUUCCUGGAGCACUCAACCUCCAAUGGUGAUGCUAUCUCCAGUAUACCAGCCUUGGGAUUAUGACAUGUUUGCAUCUUCUGGACAGCUUGCUGGGAAUCCAUCGCUGAUGAUGUCCAGUCAGGAUUCACUGGUUCCCAGAUGGGAUGCCUGGAAUGCCACCUAUCCAUUGCCAGUUCAACAUGUACUUCCUGCCUCUCUCCCUGGAGACACCAACCUUCAGCUGCCAUGGUCACCUCGUGAUGAUAGCUCAAGUCCUCAGUGAAGACAUGUGGGGACUUUUCUUUUUCCUCUAAAAACCCCUCAAUCAUACAGCACUGUAUGGAUACUCGAUUUCUCUAUCUUAUUGUAAAGGAAAUGUGAA